AGGACGGACGUGUAUACAGUGCGCUCAAACGUAGUUAGUGCGAAGUGACGACAACAUUCUAGUGAUGUGAUGAAAACUGGAUAAACUGAUAAGGAUGUAUUUUUUAUUGGCGCUCCUCAGUUUGCUUGUGAAAGAGUCGCUCCCACUAAGAAUAGUCCGGGUGUCUGUGCCGUCUUACCGGGUGAGAGGGCAGCCUGCGCAGCUCGACUGUAUGUUCGAGCUUGGGGACGACUCGUUGUACUCGGUGAAGUGGUACAGAGACAAUGAGGAGUUCUACCGCUACAUGCCUAAAUACGAUCCGCCCAAGCACGCGUACAAACUCGAAGGCAUCAAAGUCGAUCUAUCAAAGUCGGACGACAGGAAAGUGGUCCUACAUCAGGUGACGCUGAAGUCGUCGGGGCUGUACCGGUGCGAGGUGUCCGCUGAAGCCCCGAGCUUCGCCUCCGCAGCGGGGGAAGGAAGAAUGGAAGUCAUUUAUCUACCGCGGGAGGGACCCAGAAUUACGGGCAACGAGGAGGAAAACCGAAGAGGCGAAUCGCUGUUCUUAAAUUGCACCUCGGGUCGAUCCUACCCCGCCGCAGUCCUGAGCUGGGAUAUCGAUGGAGAGAAGGUAACGGAUCCCAACCUUCUCGUGGAAUACCCACCUACACAGCAUCUACACGGCUUGCUGUCUACCGCGUUGGGUCUGCGCGUGCCGACUGGUCGCACUAUGCAGGUGCGAUGUACAGCGCGAGUCGCGCCCGCCUGGAGGGAAGGCAGCGAAGCGGUGAUCGCUAACAGCCAUGUUGCUGACAGCAAAGAAGCUAUGUUGUUAGUGAGGAGCGCGGGCGAGGUGUCUACGCCGAGUGUAAUACUGUUAACGCUACCCUUUCUACAACUCUUUACUUCGCUAAUUGUAUCAGAGACGUGAUAAAUUUUGUAUAAUAGGGUGUUAUAAACAUUCGGAAGUUAGGAAUUUGUACGAAACGAAAUUGUUUUUAAACCUGUUAUAUAGUUUUAUCUCGCGAGUCGCCGAAUAAAGGGGUGACUUUGAAUAAAAAUUAACGGUUCUUAGUUAGUGCAAUCUAUUUAUAGUGCGACCAGUUUAAGCGCGACCUUCGUAGCAUACUAAAUGUAUGCUACGAGUAUGCUACGAGAGUCACGCUUUAAGUUAUCAGUAUAUAGUUUUAUAAACCAAGUUUGUAUAUUUUAAAUUCGUCUGAAAUAAAGAACGUUUUGUGAAAAAUUGUAGGAAAAUUAAAAUUUAAAUCAAGACUGCAUUAGUCUCUAAAUUUUGGAACACACGUGUGUACAAUAAAAGACAUUGUAAUUUAUGCUAACGUAGAAAUUACUGAUAGUAAUUUUGUACAUUUAGAAGCUAAAUCCUUUUCUCGUUGUAUCAAGUCACCUCUCUAUUCACAUGUCUACUCGCUUCGUUUUAUACAUAAUUAUUUUCCAUAUUAGAUAGAUAAUAAUUGGUAAAUAAAACAUAUCUUAACCUAGAUAGCGUUUAUUUUCUAUACUGUGUUGAUAGUGUUGUUUUAGAGGACGUCAAUUUCAACGAUAAGCUUUGUAAUCUAAAAUGUAAAUAGUACGUUAGGAGCGCCUUCAUAAUUAAGAAAUAUGUGAAUAACACUUCGAAUGUUUUCUUUUUAAAAAGCAUAGAUAUACGUUGUAGAGUAAGCGGCGAAUGUUGAAUUGUCUAACAAUAUUCUUGUGAGAUUCUAUUGCAUUAGUUAAGGCAUCUGAGCAUAGAAAGUAUAAAUGUUUGGGUCUUGUAAUCCCCGAAAUAAUAUAAAAAAUAAGGCUCGGUUUAAUUGCGUCCGCCCAAACGCGCGGUUUGGCGUCUACACCGCGAGACCGAGCAUUCGGGCGGACGCAUAUGAAUCGAGCUUAAUAUCAAGACAGAGUUUUGUCAAACAAAAAGUGAGGGUUUUUUUUUUGUUUUAGACGAAAAUGCGUGGCAAGGCAUGGCUUUUGCUGUUUCAGUUUGUGAUUUGCAAAC
Messenger RNA from Aricia agestis (brown argus), 1984 nucleotides. RefSeq lists its product as uncharacterized. The record is from RefSeq and is a predicted model, not a curated record. Lineage: Eukaryota; Metazoa; Arthropoda; Insecta; Lepidoptera; Lycaenidae. Bases 95 to 910 code for a protein of 271 amino acids. The transcript is spliced from 6 exons.